AUGGCGCAAAGAGAUCCAGGACCCAUACCGAAUAGGUGGUUGAGAUGUCCACGAAAAGCAACGGGACUAAUUGCUGAUAAAUUUAUGGCUUUCAAGACACCUUUGGGGUCUCAAUUCAAUGAUAAAGUACCUGAAGAAAACCGUUUUACUCCAUCCAUGUUAUUUAUGUACAUGAAAAGUAUGAAAAUAAAGUUAGGUCUAUGGAUAGACCUGACUAACACCAGUCGAUUUUAUGACAAGAAAGAGGUUGAGGAGACUGGUUGUAAGUAUGUAAAAAUGCAGUGCAGAGGCCAUGGUGAAACACCAUCUCCAGAUCAGACUAGGGAAUUCAUCCAAUUAGUUAGCAAAUUUGUGAGUCAGAAGCCGUUAGAGUUGAUUGGGGUACAUUGUACUCAUGGCUUCAAUAGGACUGGGUUCCUACUGGUUUCCUACAUGGUGGAACAUCUGGACUGCAGUGUGCAGGCAGCCAUCAUUGAGUUUGCAAGAAUGAGACCCCCAGGUAUAUACAAACAAGACUAUUUACAAGAGUUGUUCCGUCGGUAUGAUGAAGUGGAGUUGACUCCCGCUGCUCCCAUGUUACCUGACUGGUGUCAUGAAGAAGAAGAAGAGGUCGAUGAUGAUGUCCCAAGUCACUCACAGAAUUCAUCGUCAUCAUCCACGCCACGCAAACACAAAGGCAAGGGGAGGAAAGAGACCACACACAAGAAGGCCAGUUUCAUGCCUGGUGUCCGAGGAGUGGAGCCUUUUGACACCCAACCGAGGCUCAGUGAAGUCCAGAAGAAAGCUCAACAGUUCUGCGAGUGGGACACCACUGGGUUCCCUGGCUCACAGCCCGUGUCCAUGGACACUGCUAACUUGAGGAAACUGCAUGAAAAGCCUUAUAGAGUAUCGUGGAAGGCUGACGGAGUCAGAUACAUGAUGUUGAUUGACGGCGAGGGAGAAGUGUACAUGUUGGACCGAGACAACUGCGUGUUCAAAGUUCAUGGUCUGCAGUUCCUAUACAGAAAAGAUCUGAGAAGGCAUUUGAGGAAUACUCUACUUGAUGGUGAAAUGGUAAUCGACAAAGUGGACAAUAAAGACAUACCUCGGUACUUGUGUUACGACAUUAUAAGUUUCGAGGGCGUCGACACCGGCAAGAUGGAGUUCUUCCCAACUAGACUGAAUUACAUCGAAAAUGAAAUCGUUAAUCCUAGGCACCAAGCAAUGAAGGAAGGUAUAAUCAAGAAGGAGAGGGAGCCGUUCAGUGUCCGUUUGAAGCAAUUCUGGGAAUUACCGAUGGCUCGACAGCUACUUGGCGAGAAGUUCGCCAAGACUUUGUCUCAUGAACCUGACGGCCUUAUAUUCCAGCCUUCUAAAGAGAGAUACAUACCGGGACCUUGCGAAGACGUGCUGAAAUGGAAACCAAGUAACAUGAACAGUGUAGACUUCAGACUGAAAAUUGUCACAGAAACUGGCCAGGGCCUCCUACCAACAAAGAUAGGUUACCUAUACGUAGGUAAAAUGGACCAGCCCUUUGCAUCAAUGAAAGUGACAAAGGACAUAAAACAUUUGGACAACAAAAUCAUUGAAUGCACCUUCGAGCGGGGACGAUGGGUCUUCAUGAGGGAACGGACAGACAAAUCUUAUCCUAAUAGCUACAAUACAGCUACUUCCGUCUGCGAGAGUAUAAAGGACCCAGUUACCAAGGAGAUCCUACUUGAAUACAUAGACAACCAUAGGUUCCAUGAUGACUCAGAUAUGAUGCCGCCUCCAAAGCGCAUGCGUCGAUAG
Spodoptera littoralis (African cotton leafworm) is the source of this 1770-nucleotide messenger RNA. Lineage: Eukaryota; Metazoa; Arthropoda; Insecta; Lepidoptera; Noctuidae. The record is from the annotation of a GenBank genome assembly.